Messenger RNA from Sclerotinia trifoliorum, 2507 nucleotides. The record is from the annotation of a GenBank genome assembly. NCBI's taxonomy places the organism in Eukaryota, Fungi, Ascomycota, Leotiomycetes, Helotiales, Sclerotiniaceae.
UUGUCAUUUGUUUGAUCAAUGAAAGAUAUUUAGGAUCUUAACUUUUAUAUUGAGCAGUGGAUACCUUGAGGGCUGUCUUGUUCUUUCUAUCUCCAGUCUUUAAUCUUCCCCCCUUCUCUCAAAAAGUAACACCUUUUGAAGUUUUCACUUUGCUUGCCAGCAACUACAACCACAACAAUCAAAUCAAUAGUUGAUAUUUAUCAACGAUUGCUUUACAGUCAUGAAUAAUCUAACCAACAAUGCUCCUAAUACUGCAACGAAGCUCGAGAUCUUUAAGGGUAAGCUAGCGACACUGAAGAAUAAUGGUACCAUUUUAAGCAUCAAAGACCUCGCAGAGGAGCUCUUCGAUCUUACUCUUGAAGAGGCAUCGACGGAAUUAGGAAUUCGUGAUGACCCCAUGGGAAAACAAGCCACACAGGCUACGCAGAUAUUGAAGAUUUAUUUGAUCCUGUCGGAUGAGGGAUGUAGAAGAGUUGUGGAACUUAGGAGCCGGGUAAGUUAUUUCAAUGCCCUUACGCGACAUAUUAAUUUCAGAUUCGCAUGACCUUCUCGUGGAACUGUCCUUUUUGUCUUCCUCUACUGUUCUUCUACUUAUGCAAUUCAAAACCGCGUGCGGAUCACUAACGUUUGCACAUAGGGAUGGCAUGAUAACAGAGAAGAGGGCGACGAGCACUUCCGACAGCAGCGGAAACGUGCUGAUUCGACCACUCCUGAGGAGGAACGUAGCUUUUACAGGAUGAUGCAACAAAUUGGGGACGAAAUGCAUAAGUGUCACCAUAUCUUUACUAUACCUUUCGUCCCAGACGGUCAAGUCAAUAUCCUCGAUCUUUGCAUGGCUCCAGGGGGCUAUACAGCAGCAGCUCUCAGCCAUCGCAAUGGAUUUAAAGCGUAUGGCAUCACACUGGCUCCUGAAUCUGGUGGUCACACUGUUAUUAUCGACAAAAAUCGUCUCCAAGGCCUCAGAUUCCAUGAUAUCACAAUGUAUAAAGAGUUUUGCCCGAGUGAUAAAGAGAUCCCCGAGUUUUUCAGGUCCAGAUUUAGUGAUGUUAGGCCCUUCAAGUCUAUCAAGUAUCAUCUCGUAUUUGCGGAUGGAAAGACUCUUCGUACCCACGAUCGCAUAAAGGACACCUAUAAUGCCAAUCUUAAUAAGGAAACGGUACGCUUACAAACUUCGCAACUAAUCCUCGCGAUGAACAGAAUGCACAAUGGAGGCACCCUGGUUAUGUUACUGCACAAGGUUGAUACAUGGAACUCAGCUUUCUUGUUGUACACGUUUUGGAAAUUUGCGGAGAUUGAAGUCUUCAAGCCAGCUAAAAAACACGCUACAAGAAGUAGCUUUUACAUGAUUGCAAAAAACAUCAAAGUCAACCAUCCGGAGGCACUCAGGGCUAUUGAAGAAUGGCAGGAAGACUGGGUGGGUUCUUUUUUUUCUUCUGAGCUAAUUCACCUCUUCAUAUCCCCUAUGUUUCACGGUUUGGGCAUUGUAAGAAAUCUUCUUGCUACGAGCACAACUGACUCGCGAUUUGCAGUAUCGUGCCACAUUUGGAGGUCCAGAAAAUACGGGUUUACCAAAGGAGGAGCCAACAGAUGAGACAGUUCAAGAGUUGUUACUAGAAUUUGGACCCGAAUUGGUCAAGUUGGGACACAAGGCUUGGAUGAUACAGGCGAAUGCAUUGAGUCAGACAAGCUACGCGGGCUCAACGACCGAUGGUAAGCUUGAGAGACUUUCUAGUAGGCUCGAUGAUAUAAAUGAAAAGUUCGGGGUAAAGGUGAAGGUUGAGGAUGUCGCAGUGAGCUCCGAAAAAUGAUGGCAAGGAUGCAGAGGGUGUCAACGAAUUGAUUGAACCAUGUUAGCCUGUUUUCAUGCUGCUUCCAUGUCGUUUUACCUUCAGGAAAUAUUCACUAAGAUGAUGUUGCUUUACUUUUAGGGGUCAAAUUGGGGUUCAGAAAGCGUGUCUGGAGUGGGCUCAAGGACAUCUUUAAUGAUCAUCAUGAGGAUGUGAAAAUGGAGCGCGGUGUGGGAUAUACGCCAAUUUGUGGUAGAGGAGCUGGCGGAUGGGCAGUGGGAAGUGAUGGCCAAGUUAUUACUGGUAGCGGGGCUAGAAUUGAUGAGCAGGCUACUGCUGGUCACACCAUUCGUACUCCGGGAGACAAUAGAGCCAUGUUCAUGAUGGGAUCUUAACUCGGUUUGCCUCGCGUGUCUGGAGCUGUUCCGAGGAUUGAAAUGGCUGAUAUCAUGUUGGGAGGAUGUGAUCUGUUUGAAUGACAGUGAACAUCACUCUCUCGCAUAAUAUUGAAAAUUUGUGUCCACUCGUAUAGGUACUACAGAAUGGGCAUUAAUACGUGUUUUCUAAUUGACAAACUAGAAGCUCUAAGUGUCUAACUGUACGAUAUACCGGCCUACGUAAGGUAACAAAUCUCUACUGCCUCAAGCCGUUGGAAGAACACACUUUGUCACUUCGAUAACACCCAUGUAAACUUCUAAUCUGACCACAUAGAACAAAACC